AUGAUGAACACGAACACGAAAAAAAAAAAACAUCAAUACAAAAGAAAAAAAAAAAAGAAUCUUAGGGAACUACUAUCAACAAACUAUACAGCAGUACUGCUUUCUUCUAAUAUAUUCAAGAUGAAUUCCAUAUACAAUCAUGGUGUUAAACAGACUCAUACAAUAACCAAAGAUUUAGCUGAAUUCGAGAAAAAUUUAUCCACAUCACCAUUAUCAUUACAAGGUGCUAUCACAACAUCAUUGACCGCAUUCAAGAAAACCAUUAAAGAAUAUAAUGAUUUAUUAGAUAAAAACGUCAACGACUCGUCAUAUGCUAAACAUGAAAGUAGAUCAACUAAAUUCAACCAGGAUUUGAAUGAAUUUACUUCCAAAUUUGAUUCCUUAAAGAAACAGCGUGAUAUUCAACUUCAAGAAGCAAAUAAACAAGAAUUAUUAGGGAGAAGACAUCUAGGUGGAGGUGCUACUUCUAAUUCCACUUCUUCUGAUAAUCCAUUUGAUCCUAAUUCACAACAACAAGAGCAAGCAACCAUGUCUUAUAGAGAAGGAUUAUAUCAUGAGAAGAAUUCUCUUGAAAGAGGUUCAGAACAAUUAGAUAGAAUUUUGGAAAUGGGACAACAGGCAUUUGAAGAUAUAGUUGAACAAAAUGAAACAUUAAGAAAAUUACAAACCAAAUUUGAGGAGAGUUUGAUUACAUUGGGAGUAAGUCAAGGUACUAUAAGAAGUGUUGAAAGGAGGGCUAAACAAGAUAAAUGGUUAUUUUGGUUUUGUGUAUUCAUGAUGUUAGUACUUUUCUAUUACAUAGUGAAAUUUUUCAAGUAA
Molecule: messenger RNA, 819 nt
Organism: Candida tropicalis MYA-3404
Lineage: Eukaryota; Fungi; Ascomycota; Pichiomycetes; Serinales; Debaryomycetaceae
Exons: 1
Coding region: 1-819 (272 amino acids)
Biological process (GO): vesicle fusion; endoplasmic reticulum to Golgi vesicle-mediated transport
Cellular component (GO): Golgi apparatus; endoplasmic reticulum membrane; late endosome membrane
Molecular function (GO): SNARE binding; SNAP receptor activity
Source: RefSeq, a predicted model, not a curated record